AUGUUUUCUCGAGGAGAUCACGAUCAUGCAUUCACAACAAACAUUGAAGAUUAUUUUAAAAACGAAGAGUUAUUACAAACAAGAAAGGGCGCAGUGGAACUAUGUCAAGCCAUAAGAGAAGUUCGAUUGAUAAAACGCAAUUUUGAUGCACAACAAGAACUGUUUAGUUUAAUGUACAAAGCUCCUUUUUCAUCCGUUUUGGAUUUUUCUGCAGAUGAAAUAGCAAGCUACAUAAACUCGUCAGACGAAACAUUACAAUUACUGGCAAUUCACAUUUACAAAAAAUUAGAUCGAGAAAGAAAUUCUAUAAAGUGUAUGAUAAAAGGUGGCAUCGUAUCACGCUGCGUUGAAUUGUUAGACAGCGACAACAUCUACUUGCAAUAUGAAGUAACAUCUUUAUUAAUUACUAUUACUUCGAGUUUAUCCGAAGGAUCGAAGAAUUUUAUAAAAUAUGAAGCAAUACCAAAGUUAAUAAAGUUACUUAAGUCUACAUCUUCAAUUGUUGUGGAACAAGCAGUGUAUGUCUUAGGAAAUAUAAUUGAUAUUCCCUAUGCAUGUGACCUUGCUCUUAAAUAUGAUGCUCUAUCUCUUUUAGUUGAUUUAAUUAAACCUGAUAUUUCAGUGACAUUCAUGGACAAUAUCUCAUGGGUUUUAUCUAAUUUAUGUCAAAGGAAUCCACCUUUAAAUCUCGAAUUGAUUAGACCUGUUUUACCAGUUUUUGAUCGUCUGCUUAAUAGUGAAAAUAACUACAUGAUCUCCGAUACCUGCCGGAUACUUUCUUAUCUUACUGAUGGAGCCAACAAUAAUGUACAAGCGAUAAUGGAAAUUGGUUUUCUACCGAAAAUUUUAGAUUGUUUGAUGUCGAGGUUAAAAAAAAUCUUUACUCCAGCAUUGCUCAUCGUAAGAAAUAUAGUGGAAAUUGGUGAUGAUGCUCAAAGGGAUGCUGUCAUCUCUGCGGGAGGAAUGUCGCGUCUUCGUAGUUUGUAUUGGUAUUAUGUUUACAAGAAAGACAAUAUUGCAAAGGAAACUAUUUGGUUAAUUUAUAAAGUGGCAAGCAAUACGGACCAAAUCCAAAGUGUAAUAGAUGCUGAUCUGUUACCAGUAAUGAUAAACGAAAUCCUAUUUGGAAAAGCAAAAAUAAUAGCCGUAUAUGCUGUAACUACUAUGAUAACGAGAGCAACAGUUCAACAGUUUACUCAGUUUGUGAAUGCUGGUAUAUUACCAGCUCUUUGUAAUUUACUUCCUUCAAAUAAUGAUAACAAUAUUAUUAAUGUCUUAAUUGGUCUGACUAAAAUCUUGCAUGCUGCAAAGAAAAUAGGACAAGUAGAAAGUCUUGCCAUUAUGAUAAAAAAAAUUGGAGGAUUAGAUAAAAUAGAAGCUCUUCAACACCAUAAGAAUGAGAUAAUUUAUAAAAAAUCUUUGGCCAUAAUAAAUGCGUUUUUUUCUAAAGAGGCGGAGCCAGAACUUCCAAGUUUAUCGACAGAAGCUGUUAUUCCAUCUCCUCUUUCUUCUCUUUCUGUAGAUACAACUGUACAUAAAAUUGUACAAGACCUGACACAAUCGUCAGACGAAGUAUUACAUAUACUAGCAAUUGAAGUUUAUAGCGAAUUAUUUAAUUCAAAAACAAAUCCUUCUGUAAGUGAUACCUUAAAAAAUGAUGUAUUAUCACGCUGUAUUGAGCUCUUAGAUAGCGACAAUCCUGUCUUGCAACUUGAAUUAAUAUCCUUGUUAAUUGCUGUAACUUUGGAUACAUUUUCCAAAAAAGCACAGUAUGUUAUAAAAAAUGGACUAAUAUCAAAAUUAGUGAAGCUACUUAAGUCUGCAUCAUCUAAUGUUGUGGAAAAAGCAGUGCAUGGUUUAGGAAUUAUAAUCGAAGACAGACCAUAUGCACGUGAUCUUGCUCUUGAACAAAAUGCUCUACCUUCUUUGGUCGAAUUAAUUAAACCUGAUACCCCAGUAGGAUCUAUGUGCAACACUGUAAGGACUUUAAGUUAUUUAUGUAAAAAAUUGAAUUCAGCUUUAUCUCUUGAAUUGAUUGAGCCUGUUCUACCAAUACUUAAUUACCUGCUUAAUAAUGAAAAUGAAGUUUUACGUUCCAAUACUUGCAUGAUGCUCUCUUACAUUACUUGUAAAUCCAACGAUAACGUACGAGCGAUAUUGGAAACUGGUAUUUUACCGAAAAUUUUAGAAUGUCUGACAUCGAAGGAGAAAAGUAUCCUUAUUCCAGCGUUGCACAUAGUUGGAAAUAUAAUAGAAAUAGAUGAGGCGUCUGAAUUGGAUGAUUUAGCGAUACAUUUGCCACAUUUUUGUGCCUUGUUACAGAAUCAUCGCGCCAAUGAAGUUAUUGCAGAGAAAAUUGUUUCGAUUAUCUUAGGAAUGAUUAAUAAUAUGGACCAAAUGCAAAAUGUGUUAAAUGCUGGUCUGUUACCACCAGUGAUGGAAAUAUUUAAGUUUAGAAAAGGAAUGGUUCAAAAGAUGGCUGGAUCGAUUUUAAUGGAUUCAAUCUCGUGUACGACAAGUCAACAUCUGAUUGAAUUAAUAAAUGCUGAUGUAUUGUUAGCUUUUUGUAAUUUAUUGGAAGCGAAGGAUUACGAGCAUGUUAUUAAUGCUUUAAAUGGUCUAAAUAAUAUCUGGGAUGUUGCAAAGAAAAUAGGAGAAAGAGAAAGACUUUUUACUAUAAUCAAAGAAGUUGGAGGAUUAGAUAAACUGAAAGCUCUUCAAUAUCAUCAAAAUGAAAUAAUUUAUGAAAAAUCUAUGGUUAUAAUUAGCUUAUUGUUUUCUUAA
This is a messenger RNA of Mycetomoellerius zeteki, 2784 nucleotides long. Its product is annotated as importin subunit alpha-1-like. Gene Ontology annotation, molecular function: protein binding. The record is from RefSeq and is a predicted model, not a curated record. Bases 1 to 2784 code for a protein of 927 amino acids. Lineage: Eukaryota; Metazoa; Arthropoda; Insecta; Hymenoptera; Formicidae. The transcript has 11 exons.